Neoarthrinium moseri is the source of this 834-nucleotide messenger RNA. RefSeq lists its product as uncharacterized. Gene Ontology annotation, biological process: dephosphorylation. The transcript is spliced from 2 exons. Lineage: Eukaryota; Fungi; Ascomycota; Sordariomycetes; Amphisphaeriales; Apiosporaceae. Gene Ontology annotation, molecular function: phosphoprotein phosphatase activity. Bases 1 to 834 code for a protein of 277 amino acids. The record is from RefSeq and is a predicted model, not a curated record.
AUGGCGGGGCCUACUGAGCUUCGUGAGCUCGUGCAGACUGAUGUCGCACAGGAGAUACCCAAAGAAACUCUCGGGCCUGUCAUUACGAAUGCGCCCUUUGUAUACGUCGACGGAACCUUCAACACACGAGACCUGGGAUUGAUCGAAGGAAGCCCGCUUCGACCUGGGUUCGUCCACAGGACUGGAACCAUCAACCAUCUGACUGAUAAUGGCAAGGCUGCCAUCGCGGGAAAGCUGGGCAUCAAACGCAUCUUCGAUCUACGAUCUCCAGAGGAACGUAGCAUGGCUCCGGACCCAGAGAUCCCAGGUGUCGAGAACACUUGGAUCCAGAGUACUCGACCAGAUUCUACCCCGGACCUCAACAUGUUCAUCUCGGGUGUAGGUGAAGAGGGCUACGAGUUUAUGUACAUGGAGGUCGUGGACAUCUACAGGGCAUCUUGGAAAGCUGUUUUGGAGCAUGUUCGGGAUCGGCCUCAGGAACCCUUCUUGGUGCACUGCACAGCUGGGCGAGACCGCACUGGUGUGAUCUCUGGGUUGCUCCUAGCUUUAGCAGGCGCCUCGCCAGAUGUAGUGACAUUUGACUACUUGCUGUCACGAAUUGGCACGGAGCCUGUCCGGCAAUUUCUUCUGGGCGUUGCCAUGGCUGGUACCAAAGCUCAAAGUGAGGAACAGCCGGGCUUCUACAAUCUUUGUAGUCUGAAAGAGGAAUCGUGGGCGGCAUUCGUCAAGGGCGUCCAGAGAGAUUAUGGCGGGUUUGAGCAGUUCGUCACCGAGCAGUUAGGCUUCUCGGAGGAGGAUCUGGCCAAGAUCAAGUCAAACUUGACCAAAGCCUGA